This is a messenger RNA of Zingiber officinale, 1901 nucleotides long. RefSeq names its product proline--tRNA ligase, cytoplasmic. Gene Ontology annotation, molecular function: ATP binding; proline-tRNA ligase activity. Gene Ontology annotation, biological process: prolyl-tRNA aminoacylation. The record is from RefSeq and is a predicted model, not a curated record. The coding region runs from base 195 to 1715 and encodes 506 amino acids. Lineage: Eukaryota; Viridiplantae; Streptophyta; Magnoliopsida; Zingiberales; Zingiberaceae. The transcript has 13 exons. Gene Ontology annotation, cellular component: cytoplasm; aminoacyl-tRNA synthetase multienzyme complex.
UCGUACGGACUAGAUUUAUUUGGCCGCAUAUAAAAUGUCAGAGCGAUCGAGACCUAGGGCUUACCUGUCUCGGUGUCUCACUCGCUUUCGACGUGGAGGUAUUCGGCAAGGCGCUCCUCUCUGGUCUCUUCUCAGCUCGAAGCCGAGCAUCUACAGGAGGGGUCACCAAGUCGGGCAAUUACUUGUCUAGAUUCAUGGCCACCAAGUCCAACACCAAGAACACGGCAUCAAAGAAGAAGGAGGUGAAGAAAGAAACUGGACUCGGUUUGACCUACAAGAAAGAUGAUAAUUUUGGUGAAUGGUACUCUGAGGUUGUUGUUACUAGUGAAAUGAUUGAGUACUACGACAUAUCUGGUUGCUACAUCUUGAGACCAUGGACAAUGGCCAUUUGGGAAACCUUACAAACUUUUUUUGAUGCUGAAAUAAAAAAGAUGAACAUCAAGAAUGCUUAUUUCCCUCUAUUCGUUACUGAAAAUGUCCUUCAAAAGGAAAAGGAUCAUAUUGAAGGUUUUGCUCCUGAGGUUGCUUGGGUGACCAAGUCUGGGCAGUCUGAAUUGGAAGUGCCUAUUGCAAUACGCCCGACAAGUGAGACUGUCAUGUAUCCAUAUUUUUCAAAAUGGAUCAGGGGUCAUCGUGAUUUGCCAUUGAAGCUUAACCAAUGGUGCAAUGUUGUUAGAUGGGAAUUCAGCAAUCCUACUCCUUUUAUCAGGAGCCGAGAAUUUCUAUGGCAAGAAGGGCAUACAGCUUUUGCAACUCAAGCUGAAGCAGAUCAAGAGGUACUUCAAAUCUUGGAAUUAUAUAGGAAAAUAUAUGAAGAAUUCCUUGCGGUUCCUGUUGUUAAGGGUAAGAAAAGUGAAUUAGAAAAGUUUGCUGGCGGCUAUUAUACUACCACUGUCGAGGCCUUUAUUCCAAAUACUGGCCGUGGAAUACAAGGUGCAACCUCACAUUGCUUGGGGCAAAACUUUGCAAAGAUGUUUGAGAUAAAUUUUGAGAAUGAGAAAGGCGAGAAGUCCAUGGUCUGGCAGAAUUCUUGGGCAUACACUACUCGAACGAUUGGGGUUAUGGUGAUGGUCCAUGGAGAUGAUAAAGGCUUGGUUUUACCACCCAGAGUGGCAGCAGUGCAAGUUGUUGUGAUUCCUGUACCAUACAAGGAUGCAGAUACAGAUGCUAUUUUUAAUGCUUGCUCAUCGACAGUUCAGAUGCUUUGUGAAGCAGGCUUUAGAGCUGAAGUUGACUUGAGAGAUAACUAUUCCCCUGGCUGGAAGUAUUCACACUGGGAAAUGAAAGGUGUUCCUUUGAGGAUUGAAAUUGGACCGAAGGAUUUAGCAAAUAACCAGGUACGAGUUGUUCGUCGUGACAAUGGUGCUAAAACAGAUAUACCAACUGGCACUUUGGUGGAUCAAGUUAAAGAGAUACUCACAAGCAUCCAGGAAUGCUUGUUUAAUGCUGCAAAACAGAAGAGAGAUGCAUGUGUAAAGGUUGUCAACACUUGGGAUGAGUUUGCCUCUGCUCUGAAUGAGAAAAAGAUGAUCCUUGCUCCUUGGUGUGAUGAAGAGGAAGUUGAGAAGGAUGUAAAAACUCGAACAAAGGGUGAACUUGGAGCUGCCAAGUCCCUAUGCAUCCCAUUUGAUCAGCCAAGACUCCCUGAAGGCACUCUUUGCUUUGCUUCAGGAAAGCCUGCAAAGAAGUGGGCAUACUGGGGACGAAGCUAUUAGGCACUCUUUGCUUUUUUUUCUGACAUUUAAUUGUGAUUUUUACAAUUUCUGCUUCCAAGAGUUUUUUUUAAGUGUGAUGUGUCUAAAUUAAGUAGAUAUACAGUUAUUUAAUCAGUUAAAAAGAAAGGUUGAUGUAGCCCUUAUUACAUACUCGUUUUGGUUUAACUAAGAAAAUAUUGAGUCUGA